Larimichthys crocea (large yellow croaker) is the source of this 814-nucleotide messenger RNA. It is a transcript of the gene pole4, whose product is annotated as polymerase (DNA-directed), epsilon 4, accessory subunit. NCBI's taxonomy places the organism in Eukaryota, Metazoa, Chordata, Actinopteri, Sciaenidae. Gene Ontology annotation, molecular function: protein heterodimerization activity. Gene Ontology annotation, cellular component: nucleus; epsilon DNA polymerase complex. The transcript has 4 exons. The record is from RefSeq and is a predicted model, not a curated record. The coding region runs from base 147 to 536 and encodes 129 amino acids. Gene Ontology annotation, biological process: DNA-templated DNA replication.
CGUAUCAGCGCGUGUUCCUCACCGAAAGACCGGAAGCACAUGCUGGCGCGCUGCUGAUGUUGUUUUCAUCUGUGACAUGUAGCUAGACUGAUUUGUGUGUGUGUGUGUUUUUAUAAAUAUAACGUUUGAGUAAACAAACACAGAGAAUGGCAGCAACAGUGGCUACACCGGUCACCCCCGCGGAGCACGACCCUGACCGGUGUGGGAGUGAGGAGGAGAGCCGCGGAGCCGAGGCGGAGGAGGAGAGCAGCCAGCAGCAGACAGGCCCCGCCGCCACCGUGACCCACAGCCGGCUGUCCAAACUCCCGCUGGCCCGCAUCAAGGCGCUCAUGAAGACCGACCCAGACGUGUCCCUCGCCAGCCAGGAGUCUGUGUUCAUCAUCGCUAAAGCCACGGAGUUGUUCGUUGAGAUGAUUGCCAAAGAUGCACUGGUGUAUGCGCAGCAAGGGAAGAGGAAAACUUUGCAAAGAAAAGACUUGGACAAUGCAAUAGAAGCCAUAGAUGAAUUUGCAUUUCUUGAAGGCACACUAGAUUAAACACUGCUUCAGGAGACGACUGAACACUGAAAAACAGCAACUAUUCAAGAAACGUUUCUGUUACAGGGACACGAUUUGUUGUGAAAAUCUUUGUGGUACUUUUCUAAGUCAAACUGGAUAAACUUAAAAAAUUGGAUAUUUAUAAAUGCUUUUCUACAAUGUGCCAUUAAGAUUUUUCAUACUGAACUUAAAAGACGUCAGUGGUAAUGUGUACAUUUUUUUUGUAAAUAUUUGUGAAAUACUUCUGUACAAUGAAAUAAAUAAGUUUUAAACAACCA